AUGCGCCCAUCAUCAUCAUCAUCAAUAACAACCCCCCUCGCCCUCCUCCUCGCCGCAGCAGGCUCCAUCCUCGCCCAGGACCUAUCGCGCCCAAUCGUUAUCACGCAGGAGGCAGAGGUGAACCAGAGGACGCGAGUCGGCCGGCUAGCCUACGGCGCGUCGAACCUCGACUUUGGGUACGCGGCUGGGGUGGGGAUUAAUUUUGGGCGUGGUACGGUCGGCGGCGGCUUCAACGCCGGCGUUCCCGGCGCCGGCGAGGACGGCGCUAUGCGGGGCCAGUGGACGGUGUCGGCGGAUAACAUCACUUUUGGGCUGGAGGCGGCCUUUGGGGGGGUGGCGGUGGAAGUAGCGGCGCGGGUGGAUCCGGGGACGGGCAAGUUGACGGUGUGGGUUAAUGGGGAGGAGGUGCGGCUUUGA
Molecule: messenger RNA, 417 nt
Organism: Drepanopeziza brunnea f. sp. 'multigermtubi' MB_m1
Lineage: Eukaryota; Fungi; Ascomycota; Leotiomycetes; Helotiales; Drepanopezizaceae
Source: RefSeq, a predicted model, not a curated record